Messenger RNA from Mycotypha africana, 878 nucleotides. Its product is annotated as cyclin-dependent protein kinase. Gene Ontology annotation, biological process: protein phosphorylation. Gene Ontology annotation, cellular component: nucleus; cytoplasm. The record is from RefSeq and is a predicted model, not a curated record. The transcript is spliced from 2 exons. Lineage: Eukaryota; Fungi; Mucoromycota; Mucoromycetes; Mucorales; Mycotyphaceae. The coding region runs from base 10 to 864 and encodes 284 amino acids. Gene Ontology annotation, molecular function: ATP binding; cyclin-dependent protein serine/threonine kinase activity.
UACGUCAAGAUGGAAAAAUUGGGUGAAGGCGCAUACGGUCGAGUAUACAAAGGAAGGAAUCAUUUAACUGGAGAACUUGUAGCCUUAAAAGAGAUAAAGCUGGACCCGGAUGAAGGUGCGCCGUCCACCGCAAUUCGGGAAAUAUCUUUACUAAAGGAACUCAACCAUCGAAGCGUCAUCAAAUUAUGCGAUGUUGUGCAUACAGAUGCAUCUUUAACAGUCGUCUUCGAAUAUAUGGAUCAAGAUCUAUAUACUUACAUACAUCAUGGCAUACCUGUUCCUGUCAUCAAAUCGUUCAUGUUCCAGCUGCUUGAUGGUUUAGCUUAUUGUCAUAAUCACAGAAUAAUUCACCGUGAUUUGAAGCCACACAACCUACUUGUCAACAAUUCCGGCUUUUUGAAGUUGGCAGACUUUGGCCUUGCCAGAUCGAUGGGCGUACCGUGUCAUAGUCUUUCCAAUUCAAUAGUAACGUUGUCUUAUCGUCCACCUGAUAUUUCGCUAGGGUCAUGUAAUUAUUCGUAUUCACUCGAUAUGUGGUCUGUUGGGUGCAUCAUGGCAGAAUUGUUUACAGGGUCGCCUAUCUUCUACGGUAAGAAUACGGAGGAGCAACUCCAAAAGGUUUACCGCGUUCUGGGUACACCAAACGAAGAAAUUUGGCCAGGUAUGACACAAAUGCCAAAUUAUAGACCGUCUUUUUCUUCCUAUCCACUGCAGUCAAUGCAGCAAAUUUUCCCGUGUUUGGAUCCAUUAGCGCAAGACUUGUUAGGCCGUAUGCUACAAUACAAUCCUGCUGCUAGAAUAAGCGCGCAAGAGGCUAUGGAACAUCCUUUUCUCGAUGACUGCAAUCCAAAAAAAAAUCUGUGAAGAACUUCUUAAAG